GUCAAAUCAUGAAAUUACGGGGUAGAAUUGAAAAGGAUGUCUGUGAGGAAGAAGCAGAAGUAAAUGAAGAGGUUCAAAGUGAUUCCGAUGAAGUAAAUGAUGACAGUAAUAAAAGUGAUGAUACUGUUGAAAGUGACAAAGAACAUGGUGAUGAUGAUGAUAAUGAUAACGAGGAGGAGGGGGAUAGUGACAAUGAAACUCCCAUUGCUGUAAGCCUUAAAGACAGCAAAAAAAUUGCACAAGAUAAACAUGAAAGAGAAAUCCAAUUAUCUAAUUUAAUAAAGCAAGAGAAAAGGCAAAAGGCUAAAGAAAGAGAGAAUAAAAACAAGAUACAGCAAGAUGCAAAGAAAAUACGAACACCGUCUUUAGUUCCUGCUAAACUUGACAGUGCCAUAUUAGAAAUGGUAGAUGAAGAAGUCGACUUACUAAAUCAAACAAAACAAUCUGAAGAGGACAUUAAGCUACGGCAAAAGAAUAAAAUACAUUUUUCUGACGAUGAGUGUAGUGAGAAAGAUGAGACUUAUUUGUCUGAUGAAGAGAAUACAAACAGAUUUGAAGCCUGUCACCUGAUAGAUGUUAGAAAGACUGGCCAUGAUAUAUCUGCCAGAGACUUUUUGAACAAUCAUUUUUUUGGAGACAGGAUAAAACGUGAAAAAUAUAUAAUGAGUGCUGUUAACAGGAAGAGAAAAAGGGCUUCUAAAAAUAUAUCUCAAAAGAAAAGAAGAUAAAAAAUAAGUUAUUUGUAACAUAAAUAACUGUUAUUUUUAAGUGUGAAAUUUUUUAUAGUUUUCAAUUUUACAACAACACAAGAACAGCAAAAAAUGA
Hydractinia symbiolongicarpus is the source of this 825-nucleotide messenger RNA. RefSeq names its product myb-like protein V. The record is from RefSeq and is a predicted model, not a curated record. Lineage: Eukaryota; Metazoa; Cnidaria; Hydrozoa; Anthoathecata; Hydractiniidae. The coding region runs from base 9 to 728 and encodes 239 amino acids. The transcript has a single exon.